AGCUUACUCUGGGCUCCAAAUUGCUAGCCAACUAGCCGAAGGAGGCUAGUAUUCCUCCUUCUCUUAAAAUUGGGCCGACAGUAGGGCUUUCUCAUAUUUUAAUGUAGAUAUAUUACUUUUGUUCUCAGUGAGCCGUUGGGAUUGACUGCGUGCCUUCCAAGUGCCGUGCUGUGAAGAAACGGAAGCGCUGAAAAAUAGCGAAAUAUACCGGCUAUACCAGCAAACUGUGGAUUGCUAACGGUAGCUAUUAGCUUGGGGAGUAUAGCAAGUAAGCCGCCUGGCUAGGCAACCAUUACAGCAAAAGCGGCUUCAACCCACCGGGGCUGUCGAGUUACUCCUGUCAGUCAGUUGCCAUAAUUGGAGGAAAAGUGUGAUUGGUGGCCUAUGAGGAAGCCACGUCGAAAAGGCCAAGUGGCCGGAGGAGGUGGAGAUGUGAGAAAGUCAAAUGGGACAUUUGGCGGGCGUGGGGGGGCCCGUCAACGAUCACCAUCCCCCUACAGCCUAAAAGCUUCUCCAAGCAGAGAAACGUUGACAUAUGCCCAGGCCCAGAAGGUGGUUGAAGUGGAACUAGAAGGUAGGCUUCACCGAAUUUCUAUUCUGGAGCCUUUGGAAGUCAUUACUGAAGAUGAGAUGAUGGCUCAGGACAUUAGUGAGUGUAACAGCAACAAGGAGAACAGUGAGCAGUCAUCACCUCCCACCAGCAGUGCCCAAACAGCCCGCAAACCUGUCACACCACGAAGCCGCAGGAAAGACCCCAAAUGUUCCUCUAAUAAGUCGCCACCAUCCUCCAAGAACAGUUGCCCCAAUUCUCAUCCGCCAUCACCGGAAAAGCUAAACAAAUCACAGUAUCAUCACAUGACCCUUCCUGAACCUAAGUUUCGAGUGCUGGAAACCUUUACGCCAGUUGAGGCCCCUCCUCUGCCAGCAGCAUAUUAUCGUUAUAUUGAAACCUCAGCUGAGGAGGAAACUGAGGCAGAAUAUGACAUGGACGAAGAGGACACUGCCUGGCUGGAGAUGGUCAACGCUGAUCGGACAUCAGAGGGUUGCUCAACUGUCUCAGCAGAAACGUUUGAGCGGCUGGUGGACCGAUUGGAGGAGGAGGCAUAUCUGGAAGCCCGAAGCCGAGCGCCUUCUCAAAGCACUAUUGAUGAUGAUGCCUUCUGCUGCGUGUGCCUGGAUGACGAGUGCCUCAACAGCAACGUCAUCCUCUUCUGUGACUCCUGCAACCUGGCUGUGCACCAGGAAUGUUACGGAGUGCCCUACAUCCCUGAGGGUCAGUGGCUAUGCCGCUGCUGCCUUCAGUCCCCUCAGAAACCUGUUGACUGUGUUCUGUGUCCAAACCGUGGCGGCGCAUUCAAGCAAACGAGUGAUGGCCGCUGGGCACAUGUAGUCUGUGCUAUAUGGAUCCCCGAGGUCUGCUUUGCUAACACAGUAUUUCUGGAACCAGUGGAAGGAGUUAAUAACAUUCCCCCAGCACGAUGGAAACUGACUUGCUGCCUGUGUAAGCAGAAGGGUCGUGGUGCAUCUAUUCAGUGUCAUAAAGCCAACUGUUACACUGCAUUUCAUGUUACAUGCGCUCAGCGUGCUGGGCUCUUUAUGAAGAUAGAACCUGUGCGAGAAACAAACAUUAACGGGACUAUGUUCUCGGUUAAGAAGACUGCUUUCUGUGAGGCCCAUUCUCCGCCAGGACAAGAGACUGGGUCAGAUGAUGAGAGUGAGGGACGAGUGGUGGGCAGCAGAGGGAGGGCGAGCAGAGGACGGAGUGCCUACACUGAGGGUCCGACAACACCGAAAAAAGGCAGAAAGUCUGACGAUGAUGCCAAGACGGAUAAAAAGAAGGGGAAAAAGAAUUCAGACUCAACAUCCCAACACACAGCAUCACCACAAGUGACAGUGCCUCAGAUACCGACGAGCAGGCUGAAUAUCAUCUGUAAAGGAAUUAUUCUGCAGAAGAAAAAUCAGUUCAUGCAGAGGCUUUAUAAAUACUGGUUAUUAAAACGACAGUCGAGGAACGGUGUGCCGCUGGUUCGGCGUUUGCACUCUAACAUCCAGUCCCAAAGGAAUACUGAACAGCCUGAAGUGGAUGAGAAGAUUUCUGCAGCAAGAGACACACUGAGAUAUUGGCAGAAGCUUCGCCACGACCUUGAAAAAGCCAGACUUCUAGUGGAGCUCAUCCGCAAGAGAGAGAAACUCAAACGAGAGCAGGUCAAAGUUCACCAGGCAGCUCUGGAAAUGCAGUUGACCCCAGUGUUGGCUCUGCUACGCUCCACUCUGGACCAACUACAGGAGAAGGACACAGCCCAGAUUUUUACACAGCCUGUGGACAUCAAGGAGGUCCCCGAUUACCUUGAGUUUAUUAGCCACCCUAUGGACUUUUCCACUAUGCGCUCUAAACUAGAAAGUCAUUCCUACCGCUCAGUGGCUGACCUGGAGGCCGACUUCAACCUGAUGGUGUCAAACUGCCUUCUUUACAAUGCCAAGGACACUGUCUUUCACCGAGCAGCACUACGUCUUCGAGACCUUGGAGGGGCCAUACUACGACAUGCACAGCGACAAGCCACCAACACUGGGCUAGACCUAGAUACUGGCAUGCACUUUCCAGAGUCACCCCAGAAAAGAGACUUUUACAGUUGCACCUGGGAGGAUGUUGACAGCGUGUUGGAUCCAGAGAACCGGCUGCAUAUGACAGUGGAAGAACAACUGAAGGAGCUGCUGGAAAAGCUGGACUUUGUCACAUCGAUGCGAUGCAGCGGUGCUCGAACUCGACGAAUCCGCCUGCUUCGUCGCGAAAUCAACAGCAUCAGGACGGGCAGGCAGGGCCAGUCCCACCGCCACAUCCUACACAAUGGACAUCUCAAAGAAGAGGAUGAUGAUGAGCAAGAUGAGGAGGACAACGACAAAGACGCCAAGGCAGAUAACGGCCUCACAUCUUCAGACAAAGAGGACCUCAAACCCGCUUCGCCCCCGACACUGGAACCUACAGGGCCGGCUCCUCCUCCACGUCAGGGGGACACACCUCUUGAGCCUCCCACUCUGCGGCCAAUCACAGGGGAGCCCCAGUCCCCCAGCUACUCCUGCAAACGCCUUAAGAUGGACGGUGACCUCUCAAACGGCACCACAGAGAACAUUCAUUGCAUUAGCGCACAAGAGCGGUCAACUUCGCCACGUCCCAGUUUGCACAGUGAAGGACAGACAGUGACCAACGGUCUGGCAGAGCUAGGCAUCACCUCACGGCCCCCGACGGGGGGAGUCGGGCGACGGACCUCCGUGCUGUUUAAGAAGGCAAAAAAUGGAGCUAAGUUGUUCAAAGUGCGAGACAAUCCUGUGCUGAAUGGGAAUGGACCACAAGACGAGAAUACAAGUAACAACUCUUCAGCACUCAAUUCCACAGCCAGCACCCCAUCUUCCACACCUUUGACCACUCCAAGCAGAACCCCACAGAAGAGCCCAGGACCCCCCAACCUUAAUGAACUAUGGACCUCCAGUCGAGACAUGUGUUCAGAUAGUGAGCCAGAGAAGACACCAAAUCACACGCUGGAAAGUGGAUUGACCAACGGCUUUAACACGCACAAAGAUAGCAGAUCCGACUUGGAGUUUAGGUCUUGCCCAGUUCUCCACAAAGAAAUCAACUCACCACCCAAACGUAGCCUUGGGAAACCGGCUCUUUCUAAAGUCCCCUUUCUGGAGAUCAUCAACGGAGACUCGGAUUACACCGGCAAUAGUAGUCAAACAUCAGAGGAUGAGAUGGAGCUGGAACCACUGGACCUGGUUUGGGCCAAGUGUCGGGGAUAUCCCUCAUAUCCUGCUCUGAUCAUUGACCCCGAGAUGCCUGAGGAGGGCCUGCUGCACAAUGGGGUGCCGAUCCCCGUCCCACCCAAAGAUGUCCUGUGUCUGGGGGAGCAGCGGCAGGAGGAGAUGAAUGAGAAACUUUACCUGGUGCUUUUUUUUGACAACAAGCGGACAUGGCAGUGGCUUCCGCGUGACAAAGUGACACCCUUGGGCGUAGAUGACACAGCUGACAAGCUGCGCAUUAUGGAAGGUCGCAAGUCCAGCAUCCGCAAAUCUGUCCAAGUGGCAUACGACCGCGCCAUGAUUCACCAGAGCCGGGUGAGCCACAGCCACGGCUUUGUGGCUUCCGGGUACCUGUAGGGGGCCUCUGUGAGCACUGUGUACACCCACAGUUGGCCGAUAUGCAUUUUCGCUUUGGUCUUAAAGCAGCAGGUGGAGCUGUUCCUGUUGCCGGUCGAAUUCAUAUUCACACUGUGGUCCGAAAAGAGGUUGCCGUGGCGCCGAGUCCUGGACUGUAGUUUAUUACCAAACCACUAGUGUCUGACACACAGAGGACUGGUGUUUGCCUCUGUGUCAUUGUUGAGGAGGUGGAACUCCUGACGUGAAUGAAGUUACCUUUAGGUCCCGUGUUGCUGCAGUAAAUUCCCCAUUCAGGGUUGUAUUGAGGUGUUGCUUACUCCUCCUGGAUGCGCUGAUGUAAAAGAAUUCCCGUCUAUUUUGUAUAAUGCUACUGCUGCCAAGGAAUCAAGUAGUCAGAAGAGAUUUGAUAUAUUUAUAUGAGCUGCAGAAGACUAAUGAAUGCAUCACUGCCAUCUUUUAUACAAUAGCUUUUUACAUUUAAAUCUUUUACAGAGACAAUUGUAUAUUAUAAAGGCACACUUUGUGUACAUAUGUAAGUGUAUUAUCAAACUGAAUUUAAUUUAAUAUUGCCGUUUUAAAAUGCGUAUUUCAAUCAACCCACAAGGGACAAAGCCAGGCUGUGUAUAUUUGUGGAGAUUUAAUAAUUCCUGACUUGCUGCAGUUUAUUUAGCUUGUCUUUGAUGUAAUUUCAACUGUGUUGUGUGCGUGUAUGUGUGCGUACGUUCUGGGCAUACAACACAAUGAGCCGUUGUUCUUUAUACUUGUAUUCUCUUUUUGAUACAGAGAGAAAUAAUUUAUUUAUGGAAGACAGAACUAUAGAAAUAAAGCUAUAUUGGUUAAAGUUGACAAAAAUCUUAUUUAAUGGCGUGAGGAUUUAAAACCAUGCAGCCAACAUUUUUAAAUGGAUGACAUCACAUGUUUAGUUUCAGGAUUUUACUUUAGACCAACAUUUGCUGUCCCCACCUCCCAGAGGAUUCUAUUUAUUACAGAGUGCCCUAUUUUAUCAAAUGGACAAAUACACCUUCAUAAGCUUGUACUACCUGCAUAUUUUACCUGCUCACCAAAUAUUUUGUCUGUAACCAGUAUUUCCUUAUUUGGGGGAAAUAAAUUCUAUAUUAAAAAAAGAAAAAAGCUUUUGGGAUACUUACCUGGAGUUUUGUGUUCUUCUUAUUUAAUACUGAUCGAUAAAGCAUUCAUUGUUAUGUACACCUGUUCAACUGCUUGUUAUUGACACUAUCUCAUUGACCAAUCACAUUGACCAAUCACAUGGCAGCUUGCUGAAGUUCAACCAUCUCUAGGGUUUACAAAGAAUGGCCCUCCGAAAAAAGAAAUCCUCUAGUUCUCUGCAAAAGAACUAUAAAUCAGAGGAGAAGGGUCAGAUUGCUUCGUGCUGAUUAGAAGGCAGCAGUUACUCAGAUAACCACUUCUAGUGACCUGAUAUGCAAAAGAGCAUCUCUGAACACACAACACGCCAAACUUUGAAGCCGUACAGCAGUAGAAGACCAUACUGGGUCCCACUUGUGUCAGUUAAGUACAGAAAACAGAGGCUACAGUUCUCGCCCGGUGGCGCCAGUGUCCGGCAGCCUCGCCUCUG
Molecule: messenger RNA, 5743 nt
Organism: Pundamilia nyererei
Lineage: Eukaryota; Metazoa; Chordata; Actinopteri; Cichliformes; Cichlidae
Gene: brpf3b
Product: bromodomain and PHD finger containing, 3b
Exons: 13
Coding region: 385-4149 (1254 amino acids)
Biological process (GO): regulation of transcription by RNA polymerase II
Molecular function (GO): protein binding
Source: RefSeq, a predicted model, not a curated record